Messenger RNA from Acytostelium subglobosum LB1, 2424 nucleotides. RefSeq lists its product as hypothetical. NCBI's taxonomy places the organism in Eukaryota, Evosea, Eumycetozoa, Acytosteliales, Acytosteliaceae. The record is from RefSeq and is a predicted model, not a curated record. Gene Ontology annotation, biological process: regulation of GTPase activity. Bases 1 to 2424 code for a protein of 807 amino acids. The transcript is spliced from 3 exons.
AUGGCUUCGGGCUCGUUGAUGGUGGAUCAGACGAGAACAUCAUAUGAUACAUCACAUGAAUCAUCACCGCGAGCAAUCAACUCACCGGCAUCCUCACCGAUGGGUGCGGGCGAGUCGUCAACACCGCCCGCCGCCAGCUUCAUCACGGCGUCACCAUCACGUGACUCGUUGUUCAAUCAGCAGUUCAAGACACGCGACUGCAGCAUUGUCGUCAAGGUGUUUGAGGCGCGCGGCCUGCUCGAAGCACGUCUGCGCAAGAAGGAGCAGACCAAGAACAACAACAACAAGUCAUUCAAACGUGCGCAGAGUCUCCUCACCGAGAUCUCGUCGCCCAACCUCAUGCAGUUCUCCGACACCACCGACCCUUACUGCGUCGUUCAGCUCGACAAACAAAGACAUCGCACCAGGACCAUUCCCAAGAAGUUGAAUCCAUUCUGGUGUGAGGAGUUCACAAUGGAGGCACAGGAUCCAAACGCAGACAAGAUGACAGUGUCGAUCAUUGAUGAGAAGAAGUACUCGAACGAUGAGGUCAUUGGCAAGAUUGUAAUACCAAUCAAUAUCUUGAAAGAUCAGAAGGAGCGCGAGCUCUGGUUCCCCUUGCAAGCACCCAACUGCACAAAGAAGGUACCUCAACUACAGAUACGCGUAGACUUCAAACCAAUCUCCCUGACAGACCCAACAACACCAGGUCACAUCAAAUGGAAGGUGCUAUUUGGAAAGAAUAUAUCAAGCCAUUCGACAACACCUAUUAAUGGAAGCACUAAUGGAGCAGACUUGGGCGCACCAUUUAUCAAUUGGAGCGUGCGAUCAAAGAAGGGAGGCAUCAUUGUGGAGGAAGAGGGAGUGUCAUGGCAGAAGGCAUCGACUACAGGUGUCGAGCAAGUGUUGAGCGAAGCGAUAGAUUGCAUCAACUUUAUAGUGUGGCGCAAUGAGCCCAAGACUGAGGCGCCCAACAACUCUGCGGCCGCCCUCUCACCACAAAGCCGAAGUCGAUCAUCGACCAACAUCCACGAACUGGCCAAGCUGACACCAGACAACAAGUCACGCUCUUUCUCUAGCGCAUCGAAGUCACCUCCCCUCCCAAGCUUCAAGUCAAGCUUCCCUCCACCCGCCACUCUGCAGGCAUCGUCAACGAGUGGCGGCAGCAGCAGCGGCAGCAUGAUGACGAGCAGCGGCUCGUCUGAAAGCCAAGGAUCAGCACUGCUCACAUCAUCGACAGAUAGCACAGGCGCAUCGCAGGCCCCAGCCGGAUGGGAGCCCGUCGUCCUGGGCAUGGGCAGCAUCAUAGCGUCACACAUCGAUACGGAGAAGCCAUCGGACGUUUGGAUAUGCCUGUAUCCCAACCAGACGGUGGAGAACCGACUGGGCGAUGUUCGUCUCAAGCUCAAGUACUCGGAAGAGGUGGUGCUGCCGCUCAAGUCGUACGGCCCGCUGCUCGAGUUCAUUCAAGACGACGAGAUGUCAGUGAUCAACAUCCUGGGCAACAUUAGCAAGCAGCGCGAGACCAUUGCCAACAUCCUGAUACGUGUGUUUGAGAAGACGGACCGUUGCGCCGACCUGCUACGACGUCUGACCGAGCAGGAGAUCGACUCGACGGACAACCCCGACAUCAUCUUCCGUGGCAACUCGUUGGCGACAAAGAGCGUUGAUCUGUACAUGAAGCUGAUCGGCCUGCCGUACCUGGCGUCGACGAUUGGCCCACUGAUCAAGAAGAUCUAUGUGUCAAAGAAGUCGUGCGAGAUCGACCCGACCAAGCUGGAAAAGGGCGAGGACAUCAAGAAGAACUGCCGCAACCUGCUCAGCUUUGUAAAGAAGAUGGCCUCUGCCAUUAUGGGCUCGGCCGAGCGCUGUCCUGAGCCCCUGCGUCAGGUGUUCCGUGCGAUCCAGACCAAGGUACGCCAGAGAUACCCAAGCGACGAGGUCACGCGCUACACUGCCGUCAGCGGCUUCAUAUUCCUGCGCUUCUUCUGCCCAUCGAUCCUGGCACCCAAGCUGUUUGAACUGAUGCCCGAUCAUCCAGGCAUGAAGACCACGCGUACGCUGAUCCUCAUCGCCAAGACGCUGCAGAAUCUGGCCAAUCUUGUGGAGGUCAGCGACUGCAAGGAGGACUUUAUGAAGGACAUGAACCGAUUCCUCGUCGACAACAUGGACAACAUGAAGACAUUCAUCGACAGUCUGGCAUCACCAGUGGCGGCGACGUCAGUGGGCGACCAGCACAACACGCUGGCUCGUGCCGAGUUGGUCAACCCCAUCUCGCUAGAGAAGGAGCUGGCCUGUCUCUACCGACAGCUUAUCAAACAAAAGGAAGACAUGUGGGAGGACGUCAACACUGGCAACAAUCCACAACAUUUGGAGACAAUGCAAGACCUCGAGGGCAUUCUAGCCAAGCUCGAGCAAGAGGUCAACGAAGCAAUCCUCAUGUAA